UAGAAAACAUCUAGAGUUUGCAGCAGAUAGCCGAAAUAUUCGUCUAGCAUUUGCAACUGAUGGCUUUAAUCCAUUUAGGAGCAUGAAUGUUAGCUAUAGUGUUUGGCCUGGCAUUUGUAUUCCAUAUAAUUUCCCCCCUUCAAUGUGCAUGAAGCAAUCAAAUUUCAUCCUUUCUUUGCUGAUUCCUGGCCGAAAUAGUCCUGGUAGUGACAUGGAUGUCUAUUACCAGCCACUUGUAGAUGAUUUAUUAGAUAUGUUUGUUAAUGGAGUUAGAACCUAUGAUGCUUCAAAGGGUGAGUUUUUUCAGCUGCGAGCUGCAGUAAUAUGGACUAUUACAGAUUUCCCUGGCUUAGGAUAUGCAUCUGGAUCUGUUACAUCAGGUGAAGCAGCAUGUCCUGAUUGCCAUUACUACACGAGUUCACUUAGACUUGGAAAUGGUAGCAAGACUUGCUAUAUGGACCAUCGCAGAUUUUUGGAUGAAAACCACCCAUUUAGAUUUGAUGUUAACAAAUUUGGUUGUACUGAGUUUAGGGCAGCACCUACUCCACUAUCGGGAGAGGAAAUAUUGGAGUGUACUAAACAUCUUAAUCCAAUUUUUGGCAAGGACCCAUCUGGGAAGAAACCAACAAGCAAGAGACGCAAGAAAGGGGAACCAUUAGUCAUUUUCAAAAGGAGAUCUAUUUGGUUCAUGCUACCAUAUUGGAAAGAUUUAAUGUUGCGACAUAAUUUUGACUUCAUGCACAUAGGAAAGAAUGUGAGCGAAAGCUUAGUUAAUACAUUCAUGGGCACCGAUGGGAAAUCAAAGGAUAACUUGAAUUCUCGGUUGGACCUUCAAGCUUUAGGUAUUAGAAGUGAUCUUCACCCUAUUAAAGUUGAAGACCAAUUUUAUUUACCACCUGCACCUUACUCAAUGAGUCCUGAUGAGAGGAAAUUAUUUUGUCAAGUACUUAAAGGUGUGAAGUUUCCUGAGGGUUAUGCAUCUGAUAUACGUCAUAAUGUACAUGUUAAUGAGAGAAAGAUAAUUGGGCUUAAGAGUCAUGAGAGCCAUAUUAUUCUACAACACUUGUUGCCGCUUGCAUUGAGGAAAAUAUUACCGGAAAUAGUUAGUGCUGGAGUGAUUCGUAUAAGUAAUUUUUUCAAGAAACUUUCAUCACCUGUCAUUCGAAUAAGCGAUAUGGAAAAGCUUGAGGCUAAUAUAGCUGAAACCCUGAGCUUUCUUGAGACCGUUUUCGUGCCUUCAUUUUUUGAUAUCAUGAUACACUUGAUGGUACAUCUUCCUACCCAAGCAAGGAUAGCUGGUCCCGUCCAUUUUCGUAGCAUGUGGCCCAUAGAGAGGUAUCUAAUGAGAUUGAAGGGUUCUGUUCAUACAAAGAGUCACUAUGAGGGAUCAAUUAUGGAAUGGUCUAUGUUUACUGAGUGUCUUACAUUUUGUGCUCGCUAUUUACAUGGUGAGACUCAAUUGAACCAUCAAGUUAGAUAUGAGUAUGACGAAGAUUGUACUACAACUCCUUUCUUCCAUACCAUUGGCCAAGGAUUGGCUGGGAAGUGUUUAGUUAAUUUAGACCAUAAAACAUGGCUACAAGCUCAUAGAUAUGUUUUGUUCAACUACGACAAUAUAACCCCUUACUUGGACAAGCAUGCUCACUAUUUGUCCUCAAUUGGUCAUCGAAAUAAAAGAGAUAUCAACCGCUUACAGCAUGAAUCCUUUCAUGAGUGGUUUAGGUUGCAUGUAAGUGUAAGGAUAAUUCUUACCAAAUGUCUUUUGAGAUUAUUUUGCACACACAUUAAUAGUGGCAUUUCAAUCCCACAAGUAGAGGAAAUGCAUGGGGAAGCACAAGAUGAGAUUAAAAUUUUAGCUAAAUCACCAAUGACAGUUGCAAAUAAGUAUAGUAGCUAUAACAUGAACGGGUUCAAAUUUCACACAGCAUCAUAUGAUGAGGGUAGACCUAUUCAAAAUAGUGGGGUUGUUGUGGUUGCGGAGUCAACAAUCUUUGACAAGGGCAGCAAUGAUAACAUUAUAAUAGGAAAGAAAACUUAUUUUGGUAUUAUCAAGGAAAUUAUUGAACUAAACUAUCACCAUAAAGGAAAUGUGGUCCUCUUCAAAUGUGAUUGGGUUGACAACCGUGUGCAAGACAAAUGGGUCAAAAUUGAUCGGUUAGGCAUCACAACUGUGAACUUUAAGCAUUUAUUCAAUACAGAUGACAAAUUAUCUGACGAGCCUUUCAUUUUAGCAUCACAAGCAGUUCAAGUGUACUAUGUUCCAGAUCCAAUUGAUACUGAGUGGGCUGCUGUUGUUCACUCUAAACCAAGAGAUGUGUUUGAAUUGGAUAAUUUGGAUAAUGAGCAUACCGAUUUUGAUAAUGGUGUAUUUGUGCCAUUAUUUGAUCUGAAUGCAAAUGUAACUGUUGAUAUUGUUAAUGGUGUUGUCCCCACUACUAGAAGAGAUAUAGAUGGUUACUUUGUUGAUCCAAAAAAAUCUAAAAAAAAUCUACAAAGUAAGUAUUAUCUAUGCACAUGGGUAGCUGCAUUAUUUUGCUAGUAGUUCAUUGACACUGUUUUGUUGUACUCUUUCUUCUUUGUUUUAGGAAAUAUGGCAAGCGAAAGAAGAAGGGAUAAGGAUGCCUCCCUUAACGAGUAUGAGGAACAACGACUCGCAACCAUCGCAGAAAAAAAAGGCGAUUGGAAGCUCUUAAUAUCCCUACUUUGAGCAAUAUGAAUCAACAUGGUAGAACUACAAAAAGAACUAAGAGGAUUCAUAACACUAGUGAUGUAGCAACUGAAGGUCACAAUCUGCGUGCAAGGCCACAAAAGAAUUGUGUUGAAAAUGGAAAUGAACAAAUUAAUGAAGACCUUGGUUGUGAAUCAAUGGGAGAUUUCUUAUGUGAUAAUGAAGAUUCACGCAACAACGCAGAAAAGAAGAGGAAAGGAAGGUUUGGCCCGUAAAAAGGCUGAAUGUGAGAAAGUAGCUCUUCAACAACGCAUAACUGAAUUGGAGCAGCAAAUGCAAGAGGAAAGGAUGGCAAGGGAAUUGCAAGAUGUGGAACUCAUUUCACAUAAUGGUUCAAAUUCACGACAGAAUGGGAGCCGAAGGUAUGAAGAGCAUGAUGUGGAAGCGCAUCAUGACGCUCAAUUUGUAGAAGAUGAAGAUUGUGCAGAAAAUCACAUCAAUCAUCACUGUGAUGAUGGUUGGAAAGGAUGUAAUAUUAUAUGCCAUUAUUGGACCUGAGCAACCUGUGGCUGAGGGAACAAUUAUUUCAACUAAUCCUAACACUUUGCUGGGAGGUGUGCCUCUUGGAAAAGAAUAUUGUGAAGUUAUUGUGAACAUUGUAUUGAAAAGGGAUGCAAUUUUGCCUUGCCCUUAUGGUUAUGUAGAGACGAUGGCUGAUGCUCAUCAAAUGUCAGUUGCUUGGCUUUAUAAGAGGAUGAAGAUUAGCAAGGCAUCAGGAUCACCCCAAGGUAUUAGAGGUGGAUGGCACUAGAGGCAAGCUGCAGUUGGACAAACAAGAGACUGACAUAGCAUUUUGUAGACAAUGAGUCCGGAUUUGUAGCUAAACAUGUCAUGGCAUGCCAUGCUAUAUGUAGGAUUUUUUGUUUGAGACUCAGAGAUGAAUCAUUUUGUAGAUUGAGUCCUGAUUUUGGUUAGCUAAACAUGUAACAGCUGCUAUCAUGAAUCCUAUUUUGUUGUAGCUAAACUUAUAAUGGCUGCUAUCAUGAAUUCUAUUUUUUUGUUGUAGCUAAACAUGUAUUGGCUGCUAUAAUAUAACGGUUGUUAUGUUGAUAUAUUCAAAGAAAACUAUGUUAAUCUGCCAA
This is a messenger RNA of Zea mays, 3810 nucleotides long. RefSeq lists its product as uncharacterized. Bases 83 to 2539 code for a protein of 818 amino acids. The transcript is spliced from 9 exons. Lineage: Eukaryota; Viridiplantae; Streptophyta; Magnoliopsida; Poales; Poaceae. The record is from RefSeq and is a predicted model, not a curated record.